AAAUUAUAGUGGCCCCAAAUCUUAGUUCCUUGCAUACUUCACACAAUCGGAGUCCCUAAAGAAAAAAGGGAGAAAAAAAACUCUAAUUUUCACCAUGCCUGAAACUUUCUCAAAACUACACCCCUGCACUUUCUUCUUCCUCUUUACUCUUCUAUUCCUCUCAAACAACCUCGCCUCUGCAAAAUCUAAUGGCUUCUCCAACAUUUUGUCUCCCAAAAAGCUUGGCCUCGGGCGAGAGAAGCUCAGCCACCUUCACUUCUAUUUCCACGACAUAGUCAGCGGACGCAAUCCCACGGCUGUCCGGGUCGCCAGCGCCGCCACGACCAACAAAUCGAAGACCGGAUUCGGUGGUGUCGCGAUGGUUGAUGACCCUUUGACGGAGGCACCGGAGCGGAACUCCAAGCUCGUAGGAAAAGCGCAAGGGAUUUACGCAUCCGCAGCGCAAGACGAAGUUGGUCUAUUAAUGGUGAUGAACUUUGCCUUCAUGGAAGGCAAGUAUAACGGCAGUUCCCUUAGUCUUUUGGGCCGCAACUGCGUGUUUUCGACGGUGAGGGAGAUGCCUAUCGUCGGCGGUAGCGGCCUUUUCCGGUUUGCACGCGGAUAUGCUCAGGCGAAGACUCAUACAGUCGAUCUUAAAUCUGGGGAUGCUGUGGUGGAGUAUAACGUAUAUGUCUUCCACUAUUGACGUUAUCGAUGAUGAAGAACCGCAAUGGCUUUAGGUUUUCUGGUCUAUAUUCCUUCAGUUGGUCCUCUCUUUUGUUUUCUUCUUCUGGGUAAACUUCAUCUUUUUGGCUUUG
Messenger RNA from Hibiscus syriacus, 797 nucleotides. Its product is annotated as dirigent protein 22-like. The coding region runs from base 95 to 685 and encodes 196 amino acids. Lineage: Eukaryota; Viridiplantae; Streptophyta; Magnoliopsida; Malvales; Malvaceae. The transcript has a single exon. The record is from RefSeq and is a predicted model, not a curated record.